Nerophis ophidion (straightnose pipefish) is the source of this 614-nucleotide messenger RNA. Its product is annotated as collagen alpha-2(IX) chain-like. Lineage: Eukaryota; Metazoa; Chordata; Actinopteri; Syngnathiformes; Syngnathidae. The transcript is spliced from 6 exons. Bases 58 to 483 code for a protein of 141 amino acids. The record is from RefSeq and is a predicted model, not a curated record.
GCAACCUCCAAACAUUUGGAGUGAAUUGGCGCAACUUCUCUACUCCCGCGUGAAGCAAUGUUUUGUUUUGAAGAUUGCUGCGUGACUACAGCUUUAUUUACACAUAUAACCUAUAUCUCCAGAUUGGGAAGCAAAGGAGAGAGAGGACCCAUGGGCGUUCCAGGUGCUCAAGGUCUGAGUGGACGCAAAGGAGAGAGAGGACCCAUGGGUGUUCCAGGUGCUCAAGGUCUGAGUGGACGCAAAGGAGAGAGAGGACCCAUGGGCGUUCCAGGUGCUCAAGGUCUGAGUGGAAGCAAAGGAGAGAGAGGACCCAUGGGCGUUCCAGGUGCUCAAGGUCUGAGUGGACGCAAAGGAGACAAGGGCUUCCAAAGAAGAGGUGGACCCAAAGGAGACAUUGUAGACUCCGACGUGGAGGGGCUAGCUGGUGAGAAAGGGGAAAAGGUAUGUCUGGAGAAUCUGGCACUAAAGGACAGCACAGAGUGAGGAGACCUUGGACAUAAUGGUCCAACAUGGAGACUCUGGGAAGCCAGGUGAUGUAGGACCCCCUGGACUGCCUGGUCCUCGGGGGUUGAACGGCAUGAGCGGUGUGCAUGGCAGGCCGGGUAUUGAGGGUC